Symbiodinium sp. CCMP2456 is the source of this 2145-nucleotide messenger RNA. Lineage: Eukaryota; Dinophyceae; Suessiales; Symbiodiniaceae. The record is from the annotation of a GenBank genome assembly.
GUUGAGUCCUUGGCCGAUCUGUGCGCCGACGCCAAGCAAUCCCUUACGCGGCCUUUCAAGUCCGUUCCUGUGGGGUCCCGCAUCCUGCAGGUUCUACCGAUUGCAGGGGGUAAGGGUCUUUCGGAUGCGGGUUUCCGGGUGACUUUUGGGGUUCACAGGACUGAGGAGGAGUUCGUCCGCACCUCUUUGACUCUGCCUCACCCCUUCGAUCUUGCAUCCUCUGUCCCUGACGAGAUCCUUGAUAUCCUGGGUUUCACCCUUAUCAAGGGCCCGCUUGCAGUGAUGAGACACAGGCUUGAUACUCUGACAAAGUGGAGAAAGUGGUCUGAGGAACUUCGUGAUGCGGAGCGGUUGCUCCACUCCAGGCUUCACCCGGAUGUUGAGAGAAUCGCCGCGAAGAAGAACCUGUCUCUGCUGAGGCGGGUGGCUGAGGACUUGGGGUGGUCCGACUCCACCAUCGUCGACGACAUCGAAGGUGGAUUCGCACUCGUUGGUGAGGCCAAGGUCACAGGGAUCUUCGAGUUGGACCCGAAGCCUGCGGCGAUGACAAUAGCGGAGCUGCUUGACCAUGCGAAAUUUGUCAGACCUGCUUUGUGGGGAAAAGUUUCAGGGGCCAAGGCUCGAGAGGAUGAUCAAGAACUUUGGGACAUCACGUGCUCCGAGGCAGGUGAUCGGGGGUGGCUUCAUGGACCUUAUGACUGGGAUCAGCUUCAGCAGAUGUUCGGCUCUGAAUGGGUACCGGUUCGCGACCUCAGGACGCUGCGCAGUCAAGUCAAUGCUGUUAACCAGGCCUGGUCCGUGAUGGAAAGGAUAAGCCUCAGGGCGCUUGACGAGCUCACUUGGGCGUGCAUGGCCAUCAUGAGGGCAUGCAUCUCGAAGGGCGAGAUCUUUUUCAGGAAGUCCGAUGGUUCUACGGUUUCGGGCCCGCUGCAUGCAUAUUGGGCACAGGACAGGACCAGGUGUGAGCCGGUGGUCAAGACGACUGACUUGCGUGCCGCUCACAAGCAGUUUGCAAUAUGCCCUCGGCAGCAGCGGGUGUGCGUGGUUACGCCGGUUACGCUUAAAGAUCCAGCUGACGGCAAGGCCAAGGGCUUCGUCUGCCGCGUGCUCCCCUUUGGAGCUCUUGCUUCUGUUGGGCAGUUCAAUCGUUUUUCUCGACUUUGGCAAAGGAUUCUUUGGGAACUCAAUCUUGCAGCAUCGAGUUACUUCGACGAUUUCCCGGCUGCAGAGGUCAGGGCCCUGGCGAGCAAUCAUGACGCUUCUGUUAAGGCGGCUUUGCAUCUUUUCGGAGUCGACUGGGCGGAUGACAAGGACUUGCCGUUUGCCCAGCAGGCAGAUGUUUUGGGAGUGACUUUGGAUGCUUCGGAUGUGUCUCGCGGCGUCGUCAGGGUCAUGAACAAGCGAGAACGAGCUCGUGACAUCGCAUCUUCGAUCCAGCGGGUGCUCGAGAAUAUGGUUGCAUUGAUCCACGCCAGCAGACUGGCACUUGCUCAGAUCAGAAGGCUCGCCGAAGCGCGUCACAGGCAUGUUCUCACUCCUUUGGAAAUCUCGGCCUUCGAGAAUCUUCGUGCCCGGAUGCUCAGUGGCCGACCUCGCGAGAUUCCCAUUCGUCUGGGGGGCGGCAGAACUUAUGUGUUCACAGAUGGCGCAUGCGACAAGAAUGACAAUGGCUUCAGCUGUGCGAUCGGUGGAGUGCUUUAUCGUGUCCUUCCAAGUGGAGCUUACGAGAGGAGGGCGUUCGGCUGCUACCUUGAUGAAGCUGUGGUGUCCACAUGGGCUGGGGCUGGUAAGCGGCACCUCAUCGGACCCACGGAACUUUACGCUGUAGUUGCUGCUCGUGGAGUUUGGAAGAGGUUCUUGGACAACGAGCGGGCCAUUUUCUUCGUUGAUCAUAGUGGAGUCUUGUCGGCGAUGAUAAAAGGAUCUUCGCGUGACGAUGUUUGGCGCAGCCUCCUUCUCCACUACGAGCACUUCGAUGCUGAGUGCCCGACGAUCCCGUGGUUCGCUCGGGUACCGAGCAAAUCAAAUCCGGGCGAUGGCCCAUCGAGAUCGGAAUGGAGGUUUCCUGUCUUCGGAUCGUUUCAUCAAGAUGACCUUCAGUGUUUCAUCAGUGGCAAAGCUUUGUUACAGACGGGGCGUAGGUGA